Messenger RNA from Sceloporus undulatus (fence lizard), 9044 nucleotides. RefSeq names its product centrosomal protein 250 (gene CEP250). The record is from RefSeq and is a predicted model, not a curated record. The coding region runs from base 268 to 8271 and encodes 2667 amino acids. Gene Ontology annotation, biological process: cilium assembly. NCBI's taxonomy places the organism in Eukaryota, Metazoa, Chordata, Lepidosauria, Squamata, Phrynosomatidae. The transcript has 33 exons.
UGUCUCAAAGGUGAGGAGGGAUGGCAGAGAGGCUGCUGCUCUCCUCACUGACAGCGCCAAGGGAUGGAGGAGGAGGAGGCGGCGGCGGCGGCAGAGCUGCUUCGGGCCCCGAGGGCUGUCCCUAGCGGCCCUGGAAGAAGGGGGUUCUCCUGGUGCUCCUGCCCCUGAGGAAGCUACAGGGAGAGAAACAGGCAGCCGCCUCCCUCUCUCUUCGGGCGCCUCUGGGGGGCUCCUGGGAGUCCCUCAGAACAGUAUCCCGAACUCAGGAUGGAAGGAGACCAAACAACACACAGCAUAAAAAUGGAAGCAGCUCACUUGUUGCCAGAUGACCAACUAGUUGCAAUGCAUCAACAAAUGAUAGAAAGCCAGGCAUCCUAUCGAAACAAACUACAGAGUUCACAGGAGGCACAGCACAGACAGGCAAUACUUGUCCAAAAGCUCCAGGGAAAGGUGUUGCAGUAUCGGAAUUGGUGCAAAGAGUUAGAACAGCGUCUAGAAGCAAGCAGGGGAUCCCAUCCACGUCGGCGGGAUCACAAAGAGGAUCAUAGUCUAGAAAAAGCGCUGAUCCAGUUGGAAGAGGAGCAGCAGAGAUGUCAAAACUUGGCUGGGGUGAACAUCUUGCUCCGGGAGCAUCUGGACAAGGCCAAUGAAGUGAAUGGGGCUCUCAGAGAAGAUGUCAACAAACUAACCGCUGACUGGACAAGGGCCAGGGAUGAGUUGCAGUACAAGGAGAGUGAAUGGCACAAAGAACGGCAGUUCUUUGAGAGUUAUAUGCGAGCUGAACAUGAUCGUAUUCUUGGGAUAUGGCGCCAAGUUGUGACAUUACGCCGUUACUAUCUGGAAAUGAAGACAGCAACUGACAGGGAUCUGUCUGAGCUAAAGGCAGAGCAGGUGAAACUUUCUGGUUCUAUACUUGUCAGUUGCUUCCGUCUAAGUUCUGAAACACAUACUUGGGAGACCAGCAGUUUAGAAAGCCCUGCCCUGAAGGGCCAGUUCCAACAACUGCAGCAACAACCAUAUAUGAAGCCUGAGAAGACAGAUAUGGAAAAAGAAAUAUUCCAGCAAGCACAAGCAAUUGUACGCUUGCAUGUCAAAGGAGAUUUGGCAAGGGAGGAUCUCCAAAGCAGGGUGAUAGAGCUGACUGCUUUGCUCGAACAGUCUCAGAAAGAGAAUGAGGAGAAGGACAAGAUAGUGAAGACUCUCAGAGACUCUUUGGAGGUUCUGGAGGCUAAUUGUUCAAAGAUGGAAUAUGAACAAUCACUAAGCAAGAAUGCAAAUGAAGAGAUCCUUUCUCUUCAGCAUGUGAUAAAAGAAAUAACCAAAGCAGUAAUCAGCGAGAAUGGAACAACUGUUGUGGGACCACAGGAUGAGAAGUAUGCUGAGCCUGGUAACUCCUUGCUGCUGAUCCCUGAUGGCCUAGAUAAUGCCCUUCUUCUUGUGCGUGAUGUGUUGACUAGGAGAAGCAAUGAAGUCCAGCAUCUGAGGCAGCAGCUCUUGGCUAGUCAGAAUUCUGUCAAAUCUCUGGAAAAGCAACAAGAACAGCAGGAAGAGCACUGCUGCUUUCUAGGACAAAGACUUGAGCAGCUAGAAGAAGAGCGAGGCACACUCAACAGCCAGCUUCAGCAUCUACAGUCCAUAGUGGAGGCUCACCGCAGUGACUAUGCAACCCUGGAGAAAUCCAGGAAAGAAUUACAACAGCAGCUGGAAGUUUUGGAACAAGAGGCCUGGCAUUUACGUCAAAACAAUACUGAGUUACAGCUUAAAGGAGACAUGGUGGAUGGGGAGAAAGAAGAACAGCAGCAGGAAUUGGAAAGAAUGAUGAGGGAGAGAGAGUACAUCCAGGAAGAUCGAAACGCCCUUGAAGAAAAGCAUUCAUCAUUAAGAAAUCAGUUGGUAACUAUGCGAGAAGCACUGGAAAAGUCUCAUCUUGAUGGAGAACUUUUGAAGCAAGAAAAAUAUGAGCUUGCUUCAGCAUUGGAACAGGCGGAGCAAUCCCUUGCACAGCUAACUAGUGCACACAACAAGUUGAAGGCAGAAACUGCUGAUCUUCAAUGUGCCGCUGCAAAGAUGAGUGCCCUUAAUGAAGUUCUAGCAUUGGACAAAGUGGGCUUGAAUGAACUUAUCUUGAAGUUGGAACAGGAAAACCAGAUGUUUUUGGAGAAAGUGGACCACCUGGAGAAAAUAAAGUCAUCUUCCCAGAAACAACUUAAUCAGACUAAAAUAACAAAUGAAGAGCUACGUGCAGAGAAGAUUCGACUGGAGCAGUUGUUGCAUAAGGCUGAGGAGUUGCAAGAAAGCUUACAAGAUGAAUUGAAAAUGCUGAAAGAGGAACAGAAAGAGACCUACGAGAAACUGAACCAAGUUCAUCAUCAGCAUGAAAAGUCUAGUACCAGUCUGGAACAAGCACAACAGGAGUCAAGUCGUCUUGGGGAAGUUCUGGCAAGGGUGUCCAGAGAGAAGGAAAUACUAACGCGUGAGAAAGCUACUUUGGAAGUACGGUUGGGGGCUGUUGAGAGGGAGAAGUCAAUCCUUACAGAGCAGAUUAGAGAGUUUGGGUCAGCAAAACAUCUUCUGGAAUCAAGCCUCUUUCAAGUUCAGCAGCAAGUGUCUCAGCUAGAAGUUACCAAUGGCCAACUAGAAAUGAAAGUUCAAGCAAUCAGCCAGGCCAAAGAAGUGAUACAAGGAGAAGUGAAAUGCCUUCGCAUUGAACUAGAAGCAGAGAAGUCAAGAGUUGAGCAAGAAAAGGAAGAAAAAGCUCAGCAGCUCUCACAGGCAGAGCAAAAAUAUCAAGAAGCCUUUAGCCAUUGUCAGAUUGUACAUAAAGAAGAAAUGAAUGCAGUCUUCCAGGAGUUGGAAGGUGAACGAGAACACCACCGUAUAGAAUUAGAGGAGGUAUUGAAGCGCUCAGACAAGGAGAAAGAAGAGAUUGAAAGCAUCUGUGAACAAAAGCUCCUGGACCUGCAGGAGAACAUUGCUGCUAUUCAAACACAAAUGGAAGAUGAGCUCCUUAAAGCUCAAAAUGCCAAGCAAGAGAUGUUUUUUGAAAAAGAGAAUGAAAGGAAAUCCUUACUAGAGGAACUUCUUCAAACAAAGGAAGAACUUACUAGUACUUGUCAGAAGCUGGAAUAUCUUCGCCAGGAAGUGAAGAAGCACCAAGAGAAGGCACAGGAUACUGUGCAGGGCCUGGAAGCUGACUUGAAGGAUGCCCAGGGUAGAAUGAAAACGCUAGAAAAGAAACACGAGGAGGAAACAAAAUCUCUCAAAGAAGAAAUCAACAUCCUUCUUCAACAACGAGAUGCUUUACAAAGUCAGGUACAAGAAUUGGAGUCCCAGCUACUGACAGCAAAAGAUUCUUGUCAGCAGAUUACACAGGAGGCUCAGCAACAUUUAACAGAGGUGCAAGAACUGUCUAAACAGAAGGCACGGGAAAUUGCACACCUCCAAAAAAUGCUGGAAGCAGAGAAAAAACAGAGUGAGGAGAUAGCACAUCAAAGCAUUGAAUUGCACAGCCAGAAGGAAGAGCUGGAGCACAGGAACACAGAACUGCGAGCUAUGCUGCAGAAUCAGUGGGAGACGGAAAAACAUCUGAACAGAGAGCUUCAGAGAAAGCAGGAGGAGGUGGAGCACCUGUGUGCUACAUUUCAGGCCCUGGAAAGGGAGCAAAGUCGGUGGGAAGAAGCAGAACGUCAGAAUUCUGAGCAACAUAAUGCACUUCAGAGACAGUUGGAAGAAACAAAAUGUCAAAAUAAGCAGCUGCAAGCACAGAAAACAGAAGUAGAGCUUCAGAAUGCAGAGUUGCGCCAACAGAAAGAAGAGAUGGAAUGUCAGAAUGCACAACUGAAAGUUGCACUCCAGAGGCAACAAGAAGAGGCAGAAUGUGAGAGUGCAAUACUCCAGAGCCAUUGGGAAGAGGCACAACAACGAUAUUCAGACUUGCAGAGUUGGAAGGAGAAAAUUGAAGACAAGAAUGCAGAAUUGCAGGCCCUGCUUUCUAGCCAACGAGAGAAAUUGGAAUGUCAAAACAUUGAGCUGCAGAACAAGGAGAAAGAGAUGGAACACCAGAACACUGUACUACAGAAGAUGAAGAAAGAGAGGAGUCAAUGGGAGAAAGUGGAAUAUCAGAAUUCAGAACUUAAAGCAGCAUUGCAGACUCUGGAGCAGGAGCGAGCCAGCCUGGCUCUGUCACUGAAGGAGAAGGAUGUCAGGCUCAAAAAACUUCAAGACAGUGAUGAUGCUCAUAAGGAUGAAAUUGCUAAACUGAAUACUGCCUUGCAACAAACAGAACAGCUACUUGCUGAGUACAGAAAAGAGAUACAGGAACUUAACAGCCAGAUACAGUCAUUCAGGCAGAUGAUGACAGAGAAGGAGGCAGCCAUGGUAGCUCACCAGGGACAGCUUAUCCAAGAUGUGGAAAAAUCCCGUGUUAAUGAGCAACGUGUGAAGGACUCUGUGGAAGUGCUGGAGGCUGAAGUAUCAACGUUACGCCUAAACCUUUGUAGCACAGAGAGUAAGGCUGAGGCACUGGCAUCAGAAUGUCAGCGUGCUUGCUCAGCCCGUUGGGAGGCACAAUCCCAGCUAACCAAGCUAUACUCAGUUCUACAGUACAUGCUGUGUAAUGGCCCUGAAGCAAAGCUGGAACAUGGAGGGCAGGGAGACAACACAAUUUGGAACUCAUUGUCCCUCCAUACAGAACAGGAUAAACUGAUAGGACCGGCUUUGUCUCAGUCUAAAGACUUUUCCACAGAGCUGACUGUGGAGAGAGUAGCAGAAGCUAUUCAGAACCUGCGGAAAGAUCUAUGGCAAACUCGCCUAGAACGGGAUGAGGUGAGGAAGAAUAUGGAAAAACUGAAGCAACAGCUUAUUGAAAAGGAAGCGGAAAGAGACCGCAUCAGCGCCAAAGCUGAAGAGCUUCAGAAAUGGUUGAACCAAAGCCAGGAAGAAAAAAAUAUAGCAGAAGGCAAACGAGGCUCCUUAGAGUCUGCUUUGAAGGCAGAAAUCAUUGCCUUCAAAGAAGAGAAUGUGGCUUUGCGUGGGAAGGUGAUCAUUUUGGAGAAAACACUUGAGAGUACAGAGAAGCAAAGAAAGGAUGUACAGAUUGAACGAGACUCCUUACAAACAACUAAGGAUAAACUGGCAUGGGAGCUGGACCUUCUUCGGGAAUCUAAUGGAGCUUUUGAGAUUCGAGCAAAUACCAUGGAAAAGUUGAACCAGUCUCUGGAACAAGAGCUUCAGACAACUCUUGCAACUCUCAAAAUUAAACAUGAAGAAUUGGAAACUCAGCAGAAGAAACUUACAACCAUGCAACAAGAAGCAGGAGUGGGAAGAGUUUUGCAAAAAGAUUUAGAUCACCUCACUGUUAUUCUAGAAAAGAAAGAUGAUGAAAUAAAAUCCCAGCUACAGCAGAUUAGAGAUUUGGAGCGGCACAGAGAAGUGCAAAAAGCUGCUAUAGAACAUCUCACUGAAGAUCUAGAAAAGAAAAUUCAUGAAAUGAGAUGUCAAAAAAACCAGAUUGAAGACCUGGGAAAGCAGAAUAAAAUGCAGAAGUCUGACCUAGAGAAACUGAAUCUAGAACUAGAAGAGACGCUCCAAACUUUGAAAUCCCAACAAGAAAAGAUUCAAAAAUUGGAAGAGCUGACACAGACUCAAAGAACUCUGCUGGACAGCCUAACUCUCAAUCUAGAAGCAAAAGCAAAGGAAACUAAAAUCAAGGAGGAAAAGAUCCAAAUUCUGGAAGAGAAUGAAUCUUCUCAGAUUGGGAGCUUGCUGAAAGAACUUGGUGACUUGAAAAUGCAAUUGACUGAAAAAGACUGGGAACUUGCUUCUCAAAAGCAGCUAGUUCAAGAACAGAAAGAACAAGGGAAAAAACAUGAAAAGAGUCUUCAAACGAGCUUAGAGCACAUGAAGGCCAUUCUGAGGGAUAAAGAAAGGGAGGUAGCAUUCCAGGGGGAACAGAUAGCAAGCUUCCAGCAAUGUGAAGCUCAGAGGGACAAGCAUCUCUGUGAACUUUAUGAGAAAGUGAAACAGUUGUCAUUCACUGUGGCCCAGAGAGAUGAAGAACUUGAGUUACAAAAGCAGCAAAUAAAAGAAAUGGAAAGAGAAAUGGAAACAGAACUAAAAGCUCUUCGUGAACUUACAGCAAAAACAGAGUUAUCCCUGAAGGAAAAAAAUAAAGAGAUGGAGUUUCAAAGGAAACAUGAAGAAGAAGUGGAAAGGCAGCUAAGAAUUCUAGUUGGAGGUGCACAAAUCAGUACAGCAAUCCUAAGAGAGAGAAACAGCAGUGCAGAAUUUCAAAAGGAUCAGACAGAGCAGCUCAAGAAACAAAAGGAAACAGCACUUGAUAUGCUGGAACAACUCAGAGUAGUGUUAGUGGGGAAAGAGCAAGAAAUUAUGUCUAUGAAAGAGCAACAAGAAGAAUACAAGGAAGAAAAAGAGUUUAUAAUCAGGGAAAUGCAGACAAAUCUUCAACAAGCUUUGAAAAGUAAAGAAGAACAGCUACAGUCCUUAAAAGAGGAGAACUGGCAACUUCAACAACAAGAGGAAAAAGUAGUAGCACAGACAAAAUCUACCAUGGGAAGUCUGGAAAUCACCAAAAUUUCACUUCAUGACAGAGAAAAAGAGAUACAGUCCUUACAAGCACAUAUUGAGGAACUCUCAAGGCAGAAAGAAAUAGAACAGAAUAGGUCUGCAAGCCUACAGCUGGAUCUGGACAGGAUUAAGGAACUAAUGACAGAGAAGGAACAUGUGUUACUCAGACAGGCAGAACAAAUUAGCACAUACCAAUUUAAACUGGUAGGCAAACAAGCAGAAUUGCAGGCAUGCCAAACUCAGGCAAGUGAAGAGUCAGGAAUUAAGCAAAAAGAACAAGUGAAUGAAGGAGACUUCCAAAUGUUCCAACAGAAACAUGAGCAGGUGAAAGAAAAAGAGGAGUAUUCCAGGGAAAAGAAGGAAUAUCUAGCGGAAAAACAGAAGGAAAAGGAGGAAGAGAUGAAAGCACAAAAUGAACAAGAGCAAAUACAAGAUGAAAUUAAGAAGCUUCAUGAGUACAUACAGCAACUUGAACAUCAGUUGAAGAAAAAAGAAGAAGAGGAUACAUGGGAGAGAGUGGAAGUUGAGAAGCUGACAGAGAGAGUCAAAAGUAAAGAGAAGGAAUUGCUAAUCUGUUGUGAGCAACUUAAGGAAAUCAGUUCUGCUCUGACUUUGCAAGAUAGUGAAGAGGACAACUUACAGAGUCAUAUCCAAAAACUUUGUAGGUGGAAAGAGAUGGAGACAGCCAGGAGCAAGGCUCUUCAGGAGAAAGACCAGUGGUUGGAGUGGCAAAAGAAGAGAAUUCAACAACUGGAAGAAGAAAAAAAAGUAAAGAAACAGGAAUUGGAUCGUGUGAUAGCUAUCUUGAAAAAGACAGAGAGUGGAGAAAUAGAAUGGAGAGAGAAAGCACAGAAGUUGGGUCUGUCCCUUGCACAAAGUGAGGAAGCCCUUAGAGUCCUGAGGGAGGAAAUGACUAUCAUACAGAACAUGGUUUCAGAAAGGGACAGGGACAGGCAUAAUCUGCAGGAGCAGUUGGAUACAGCUUUCAGAACUCUGGAAGAAGAAAGAAUUACUACAAAAGCUCUAGUAGAUGUGAAUCAGUUAAAUAAUGAAAAGCACAUGCCAGAAAUAUUGCACAAAGAAGUAGGAGAGGCUAUGAGUAAAGGAGGAAUAGUGUCAUGGGUGGUUGAAAGGAGGCUUCUGUGCAGGCGUCUACAACUUCUGCAGCAAGCUGUUGCUAGGUUGGAGAAUGAUAAUCAUGCUCUAGAGCAGCACAAUACCCAGCUUCGAGAGGCACUAGAACAGGUAGAAUGUGAACGGAGGAGACUCAAAAGAAGCCGUGGAGACUUGUCUCUGAGCUUUGGACACUCCCAGAUUAAUGCUGGCCCGUCAAAGAUUCCAUCCUUUGAAGAAACUCAGGUUAUCCAUAAAAAACUGGAAGAGUUACAGAAACAGGUUUCUUUUCUACAAAAGCAGCUGUCCCUAGAAAGGAAACAGAAGCAAGAUUAUAUUAACUCUUGUGCCAGAACAAAUCAGGAACUUUCAGACUUGCAUCAAGAACUCUCAGAUUCUUUAGCUGCUGUGGCUAGGGAACCUGUGGCUACUGUUCUGGAACUGGAGACCCGCAAACUUGAUGAAUCUGUGAACAACAGUUUGGCACUGGCAGCAGCAGGGAGCUUGGAUGGCCUGUUAGCUGGAAAAUAUCCCAUAAGCUCCACACCAAAAAGAGUACAGCAGAAGGACUGAAGGUAAUGUGGAGGAAGUCAUAGCAGGCACAAGCCAGAAGUUCAGCACAAUCUAAUUAAGUCCCAAAAUCUGCAGCUGAAAGCAAAUCUUGGAAGCUUUGGUUAGCAUAAAUUUUAAUUGCUAUUAAACCACAGGUAUGAGAAUUUAACUGGAGCCUUCCCUUCACUCAGCUGAGUUUUAACUUCUUGGACCCAUCCUACCAUCUUUUUAUUCUUGAUGAUGCUAAUUCCACACUAUCUGGAACGAAGAAAGAUCAUGUGAAUGUGAAAUAACUGGCUUGUACGCAGUAUAUUCACUGGCUGAUAAUAUGUAAAGACAUUGUUGCAGAAUGAAAUACUGAGCAGGGACAUGACAGUGAAAGAAAACUGUGUAUAUCUAUUGAAUUUCUGGUGGAAUGGUCCAACGUUAAUUAUAGAACUGAAUAUUUAGAGUAACUGAGCUCAAUGAAAAUAUUUCAAGCUUGAUUUUUCAAGACAGAAGUGGACAGGAGGAAGUCUAAACCAAAGAGUAUUAAUUUCAGUUGAAUUAAUUUUUCAUAAUGAGACUUUAGUUUCAGAAUUAAUGCCUUAACUGUUCUAAACUACUGCACAGCAAUUUAAUGUAAAAAUGUUAUUUUUAUAAUAUUUUUGUACUAAAGAGUUUUCUUAAUAUUUAAUAAAUAUGUUAUCUUUUCCUGCUUAAACAUUAUUUUGUAUUACAUACUACUGUUUCUCUUGGUCUUCUCCCCAUCUACACUUAUUUGCAUUUCACCUCCUGUAUUGUACAGAUCUGGA